Messenger RNA from Kwoniella mangroviensis CBS 8507, 1893 nucleotides. RefSeq lists its product as uncharacterized. The transcript is spliced from 4 exons. The record is from RefSeq and is a predicted model, not a curated record. The coding region runs from base 1 to 1893 and encodes 630 amino acids. NCBI's taxonomy places the organism in Eukaryota, Fungi, Basidiomycota, Tremellomycetes, Tremellales, Cryptococcaceae.
AUGAACCCUAACCAGCAGUACUUCGAAACCAAGAACGGAUACUCCGAUAGGCCUCAAAUCCAAGGAGGUCGACCUCUUACACAUCAGGAGAGAUUAUAUUUCGUCAAUCAACAGCUGCAAGCGACCUAUGCGACUCCCCAUUCAGCCGACUCCUCCCAACAGCCUAACCUAUAUCCUCUCAGUACCUUGCCCUCUGACUCCUACAUUCAACCCCUCAGCUUUCCUCAAGCAUCUACUUCUCAUUCACCGAUUGUAGGUCAAUUACCAAUAGUCAACCUACCAACACAAACGUUCGAAGCGGCUCGAUCCAAUUUAAAACGAUCAAGGACAGAGAACGAUAUAUUGAUCAAGGAGAGAACGCUCAAGAGGAUGAACCCUGGUAAAAUCGUCCAUAUAGAUGCAUAUACCAGACGACCUCUUUGUGGAUGGGCAUACGAAGAGCUUUGGAGCACGAAGGAACAGAAUUACGAAAGAAAGCUCUUUGCUUAUAGUAAUUACAAUAUCCUGGUCUCGAACGUGGUCCCAAGCGCUUCCGGAUGGGAGCUGACAUGCCUCGCUCUCGCUGAGCUGUUCAGCAUGUGCGGCAAGGUAGUUGCUGUAUUUCCUUUCGAGAAUGCCAACUCUGAAAACUACCCUGAAGUCGGCCGACUCUCCCAAGACAUUGAUCAAGAUCCACUCAGAGGUCUAGUGACCAUCGAAUUUGAAGAUGAACUUGGUGGGCUGAAGGCAAUCAACUUACCAAAGCAUCUACGAAUGUCAGGAGAUCGUGAAAUUGGGAUUCACAGGAAGAAGUACGAGUGGAAUGUGGGCUGGUUCAGGCUGAAGGAGUUCGAAGGUCCGAGACUGCAGCAAGACUGGAUCGAAAUGCGGACAACUAGAGGGAAACAUGUUGAUCGCUUCCUCGAUUAUAGACUGUACGACUAUAAUCCCUACGCGUACGAUCCGGAGCUAGUUCCCGCUUGUCAACCGAUCUCAAUGCCAUUCGAAUCAAUGGUAGAAGAGGAGCUUCCGAAGAUGUUCAGCUUGGCAACCUGGAUCAGACGGACUCCUGCAAAUGCACAAAAUAGAAGAUCGCAAGUACAGCGUCAAUGGUGGAAUCCGUCUCAACACCCACGUGAUGCCGAUCCUCUUCGAAUCAGCGCUUCAUCCCAUCGGAAACACACCGCUAGUCGAUUGCCUGAUCCUGAAUGGUCUAUUAAAGAUCAGGGCUAUUUCUGGACUGUUGAUGAUAGUUGGAGAUGGAAUCCUCAGAUCCCAAUCUUGUUUGAAGGAAGUCUCGAUUACUCGAAGAAUAAGAAGAUCCUAGGCGACAUCCGAAAGGAGAACAAUCAGCGUGUCGAUAUUCGUCAAACGUUGAAUAUUCAACUUCCUACUGAUCUAAAUCAGUAUACGAGAGAUACUGGACGUCGAACACACGAGCAAUGCGAAUUGGAACUGAUGCACAUGGACAUCGCUCAAGCCCUCAUACCGGCAGGUUCGUCACUCGAAACUGGUAUCGAAGAGGUAGUGGGAGGAUUCGGUGCUAUCAGGGAUGAUGAGAUCGACGAGCAACACGAAUGGGCUCGAUAUCGUUACGUGGGAGUACGGAAGUGGCACCACGAGAAUCCUGGUCGAGCUCAAGCACCCUCCUUUCCGAUUCAGAGCGCUUGGAAACCAGCUGAAAAACUCAAGGGAAAAGGUAAAGGUAAAGAGAAGGCUAGUGGUGGUGUGACUACAUUCGAUGAUUGGAAGCUGGAUCGUCAAUCCACAGGGAAAUUGAAGGGGAAGAAGGAAGUGGGUGAAGGUCGAAUGAAAGAGCUUUACUUAAUCGAAAGCUUAGAAGAAGAGGUAACAUUCUGCGAGCCCUUACCACCCCUACGGCAAUCUGAAGACUCAUCUUCCCCAUCGUUAUGA